Heterotrigona itama is the source of this 468-nucleotide messenger RNA. NCBI's taxonomy places the organism in Eukaryota, Metazoa, Arthropoda, Insecta, Hymenoptera, Apidae. The record is from the annotation of a GenBank genome assembly.
AUGGCGUUGGCUUCCGCGGAACGCUUCGAAGUCUCGGGUAACGGUAAGAAGGAGGUUGCGGAGAAGAGAAUUUCAGGCCACAUCGAGACAACCGGGGCUAAACAGCCAUCUAAAUGCAUCCGAGCUGCUCGAUAUGGAGCAACGCAUUUAUCUCGGUAUUCGACUCGUAAAUUUCCAUUUCGGGCGAUGUUCUUGGCGAAUCGCUGCCAAGAGCGUGGAUUCGACGAAUUCUAUCUUGCUAUGGCGUUGAGUUGGACAUUGAAGCAAAAGUUGCAGCGGCCACACCCUCGAGUGUCUAGUCUUCAAUCGAUCAAGAUUCAAGAAUUCGUGACCUCUUCGCGCAUGCACGCUUAUGCUUAUCCUUCGACACGGUGCCGUGUUCCACCAGAAUCACUCGCAAAAUUUCCCAGUGUUGGUCGAGAUAAGACGGCUCGCCAGAAUAUUCCGAGUCGGAAUGGAAAUGGAUAA